GAGAUCUACUGCAGCUACAGCAAUGGCGCCUACAAUCACUUCCUCAGCAGGCUACUCAAAGGAACAUUUGAGUCUGAACCACAAGUUAAGAAAGCCACUUGUGGAGAAGAUGCGCAGAGAUCGCAUCAACAACUGUAUCGAGCAGCUCAAGGAUCUUCUGGGUCCACAGCUCCUCAACCAGCAGCCCGACUCCAAGCUGGAGAAAGCCGACAUCCUGGAGAUGACCGUUUGCCUCCUGAGACGACAGCUCCAGCAUAAGACUCUGCCCUCCUCUGAUGAUGUUCUUCAGGGAUUAUCCAGGUGUGCCCAAGAGGUUGUUCACCUCCUGUCUAAAGAUGAGGCUCAGACACACUCCCAUGGAACUGUGCUGAACCACUUCCAGACCCAGAAGCCGUCUUCUGAUGAGGACAUGGCAGAUCAAGCCCUGCCUCAGAUUAGUGUGCUGAAUCAGCACACACUGAGCAAAGAGAAGAGUCAGGGCAAGAGCGCCCCCUGGAGGCCUUGGUAGAAAACUUCAAACCAAGAUUCUCCAAGAUUCUCCAAGAUGUUUGACCACAUUGGUCUGCUAAGAGCAUUUAUUCUUUUAAAAGAUGUUUGAUUGUUAAGGUGUUAUCUGAUUCUUUUUUUGUUUUAAGAAACUUGAUUUUCUUUCAAGAAAGAAAGUAUUUGCAAGCCAUUGCACACUAAAUGUCUUCAGUGAAGAUUUUCUGUAAAAUGGAAAACAUUUUAAAAGUUUUUAAAUAUUGAACAUAUUGAUUUUAGAAGAAUCUAAAAUAAUGCAAAUCACCAUGGCUGUACAUGCCAAUGGUUCUUGACAUGUGUCAAACUAUUUCAUUGUAUCAUUGUAAUGCAAUUAUGCUUUAACUUUAAAACACACUUCAAUGAUGGAACUACCUUUUAAAAUCUCAACUCUGAGAAUAUGUGACACUUUCUUAAUAUUUAAGAAAACAAUGUGAUCUCCCAUGUGUGAGAGUGUGAUCCUUUUCAUCCUGUUCAUUCUGUGAAAUGAACUUUCAACUGCCUUUGAUAUGGGGUUGCUGUUGUCUUUUAUAAAGACUUGUUUUAUAACCCAAUCUAUGUCUCAGUUGAGACCAUACAUUAUUGAUAUAAUAUCUGUGAAACUUGUCUGAAUCAGACAGAACUUAUGUAUGUGAUGUUCUCCUUUUGCUAGAACCUAACAAUAAAA
Alosa alosa (allis shad) is the source of this 1186-nucleotide messenger RNA. RefSeq names its product transcription factor HES-5-like. Gene Ontology annotation, molecular function: DNA-binding transcription factor activity, RNA polymerase II-specific; protein dimerization activity; RNA polymerase II cis-regulatory region sequence-specific DNA binding. Gene Ontology annotation, biological process: regulation of neurogenesis; regulation of transcription by RNA polymerase II; anterior/posterior pattern specification. Gene Ontology annotation, cellular component: nucleus. The transcript has 2 exons. Bases 23 to 508 code for a protein of 161 amino acids. The record is from RefSeq and is a predicted model, not a curated record. NCBI's taxonomy places the organism in Eukaryota, Metazoa, Chordata, Actinopteri, Clupeiformes, Clupeidae.